Etheostoma spectabile (orangethroat darter) is the source of this 1625-nucleotide messenger RNA. Its product is annotated as Ig-like V-type domain-containing protein FAM187A. Bases 306 to 1604 code for a protein of 432 amino acids. The record is from RefSeq and is a predicted model, not a curated record. The transcript is spliced from 5 exons. Lineage: Eukaryota; Metazoa; Chordata; Actinopteri; Perciformes; Percidae.
ACAUAAAGACAAUAUAAAUCUUUGGGAAGUUCUACGUAGAGUUUGUGCUGUCAGAAAGUGGAAUACGACUGGCCUUUGACAUCAAGAUGUUGCGUUGACAACAGAAGACAGGUCCUUAGUGAGCUCAUCAGAUUCCAUCAAAGCUGUUGUGUUUUGAAAGUAACUUUGUUCCACAUUUAACCGUCAGAUGUGAAAUAAGACAAAACUAACCCACUGGAGAUUUGUCUGUGUUUGUGCUAAAACACUUCAUUGAAGUCCUGACUUCUGUAACUUGUAAGAACCUUCUUAGUCCUCAGUGAAGCCGAAUGCCUCCUCCAUCCUCCUCUCCCCUCCUCCUUUCCCUCCUCCUCCUCCUGUGUCCUGAGGUGUGGAGCUAUGAGGCUCCUGAGGAUAAGCAGGAUGUGUUUGCUAGAAAAGCAUGCCCUGCCUUCCUGACGUUCACCAACGCUGCCUACCUGUCCGGAGUCACUGUGGAGCUGCCAUGCAACUGCAAACCACAACAGAUCCAAUCAGUUGUGUGGUUCUUUAGGAAACAUUUGGGCAGCUCCAAGGAGACCAGAGCCCUGACUGAUCACCAUGGCAACAAGCUGCUGGAUACUAAUCGUGUCCCUCACAGCGGCGACCUCAACAGUCGAUUCUCCAUCCGUCUCUUCAGCCUGCUGAUCUACAGAGCGGGGCUCGACGACUCCGGCGUCUAUAUCUGCGGCUCCGCCCACAAAGACUUCUUCUAUGGUUACGACCUGGACAUCCAGGAUGCACGUACGCUCAGCUUAACCCCGAGGCUAACUCCAGAAGGCAUGAGCAAGAAGAGGAAAGCUAACAAAAGACUUGGCUCUGCUCAGCCGCUGUACCGGGUCUUCACUGGCUUCCAGUCCUGGUCAGUCUGCGAUCGCUGUGGAGUACCCGGGGAGCAGGUCCGCGUCGGACUCUGCUACGUCCACUCCCACUACCUGCACGUGCGCUACAGAAGGGCCAAUCAGACAGUGGCUUCAUGCGGCUCAGGGGCGGUGCCGAGGGCAUUUGGACAACUGAAGCGAGUCGGAGCCAAGCUGGAGGUCAAAAGCUGUCAAGUCACUUGUCAAACUAGGGCUCCUCUAUCCUCCAAAAUCCUUGAUCUGAUGGCGUUUCUUGGCUACAAUUCGGCCUCGCGGAGAGCGGCGGUGCCGGUGUUCUACCUGAACCACCCUGCGGACAAGGUCCUUACCCUGGGCUGUCCUGGGGCACAACCCAACAUGGCCGUGGCCUGGGACCGAGGAUCCGAACCCAUCUACCGAUCUGGACACUCGGCAUCUCUUAACCUGAGCGCCACGCCCCCCCGGCUGCUGAUAGACCCGGGCCACCACCUGGUGUUUAAGCCUGCACAGACACAGGACUCAGGUGUGUACCACUGCUGGCUGCAGGGUCACCGGGCUGCCGAGAUCCGGCUGCUGGUCUACGCCCAUUUGGGGCGUGGACAGUCAGUGACAUCACAUCCUGACUUCCCGGCCGCUCUCAGGACUGUGUUAGGAUCGUAUGUUGCCAUGACAGCGGCGUUUUGCCUGCUGGUGUUCACCAGAGCUGGAGUCAAACACCUCCGAGACGGCGGAGAAACACACGUGGAUUAAACACUCAUUUAAAUAAUUCUA